AUGGGUGAUAUAGAUCGCAAAAUUAAAGAUAUAUGUAUUCUAUUAAAUAGUAACAAUGAAAAAAAAAUACAGAUAGGAUUAAAAAAUUUGUGUUUAUUCAUUGAACAUAAUAAUACUAUUAAUGAUAAAAAAUAUGAUUAUUUUGUUGAUAUAAUACUAGAAAAUAAUUAUUCAGAUGUAAUUAUAUUUGUUUUGUCAAGGGAAGUUGAGAAAAGUAAAUUAUCAAAAUUACAACAUGAAAUUAAUUUAGAAUAUGUUGAAAUUAUAUUUUUUACGUUAAAUUGGGUUUUAUGUAAUAAAUUUAAAGAAAAUUACGGAAAUGAAGAAAAUGGAAGAAUAAAUAUAAAAGAAAAAUUUGAAAAAUCAUUGAAUUUUAUUAAUAUUGGAUUAUUCUUAUGUGAAACUUUAGAUUUUAUUGAAGUAACUAUUUUAAAUAAAUUUAGUUAUAAUAGAAUAUUUAUUUUAAAAACUAUUUUUUAUUUUUUAUUAUUUCAUGAUAAAUUCCAUCACAUGUUUUUUAAUUCCACCUUAUUAUUUAACUUAAUUAAGUUAAAAAAAAACAUCAACAAUAUUACUGAGUUGGAAAAUAAAAAUGAAUUAAAAGAAAAAAAAGAAGAAAAGAGAGUAAUGCUUUCAAUUAAAAAUGUAGAAAAACAAAAAAAAAUAUUCAAAGCGGAUUGGUUAGAAAAAGAAUUAAUUUUUUUAUAUAAAUUUUUAGUUAUUAAAAAUAUAAGAAAUGAAAGUAAUCAAAAUAUAAUUAAUACUAUAAAAAAUUGUAGUUUUUGUAGUGAGUUACUAAUAAAAAAACAAAAUGGGAAAAAUAAAAUAUAUAAAGAAAAAGUAAUAGAUUCAGAAAAAGAAAGAAAAUUAGAGGUAAAUAAAAAUGAAUUUGAAAUAGUUAGAGUGUCCAUAUUAAUUUAUUCUUUAUAUCGUUACUUAUUUAUCUCAAAAAAUAAUAAUUUGUAUAAAUAUUUUGAUAAUAUAUGUGAGGAAUUAUACGAAAUAUUUAUUGAAUGUAAUGAGAAUAUUAGAUACUAUAUUUUGUUAUCCUUAUAUGAACUUUUAAAAAAAAGUGAAAAUUAUAAAUAUAUGAAUAUUUUUAAUAUUUUGAUCAAAUUAUUAGGUUUAUUUUUAAAUGAUACUCAAAAUGAUAUUGAUACUUCGUUGCUUUUUUUUAUAAAUAAUCUAUUAAAAGACAAAAAAUUUAAUAUUAUUUAUAAAAAUGACAAGUUUAAUUAUCAUUACAUAUUUCUUUUAAAAAAUUCUAAUAAUAAAAUAAGUGACUAUAAAUUGCAAACAGAAAAAAAAAAAAAAGAGAAAAAAUAUUACUUGGUAUUAAGUAAUAAUAAAAACAAUGAAUUGUUAGUUAUGAAUGAUUAUAGUGAUUUAAUAAAAAGUAUUAAAAUGAUGAAAAAUAAAAAUUUUAUUGAAAUAAAUAAUAUUUUUCUUUUAAAAAUAAAAAAAAAGGAAAUUCAUAGAAUUUGUUUAAUUUUUAAGAUUUUAGAAUUGUAUAUAGAUGCAUGCCUUACUGAAACAAAACAAUUUUUAAUUUAUUAUCCUUUGAAAGAAAAUAAUAAUCUUAAUAAUAAGAAGAAAAUAAUUAAUAAUAGAGUUUAUGAUAAUUUUUUUACAUUUUUAACUGAAUUAAAAAUAAAGUAUUUUAUAAAUCAUUAUGUGAUUAUUAAAACUAUAGAAAAAUAUCAACAUUUUAUUAGUUUAUAUUACAAGAAUAAUAAAAAUUUUAUAAUAAAUUUUGAUAAUACUCUAUUUUUAUUUUUAUUUCUUAACUUAUUUAUUGAUUUAAAUAAAAUUUUCUUUACAUAUAAUGUUCAAUUAAAAGAAAAAAAGAAAACAACAGUUGAAAAUAGAGUAUUUAAUGACAUAUUUACUACUCUAAUGAAAGAAAUGAAAAUAAACAACUUUUGUGAUUUCAUUUUAAAUAGAGAACAUAUGAUUGAAGGAAAAUACAUAAAUAAAGACAAAAACGAUGAAAAUGAAAAUGAAAAUGAAAAUAAAAAUGAAAAUAAAAAUGAAAAUAAAAAUGAAAAUAAAAAUGAAAAUGAAAAUAAAAAUGAAAAUAAAAAUACUUUUAUUAUACAAAGUAAAAAGAGAAAAAUGAUGAAUAUUAAAGAAAAAAAAGAAGAAUUAAAAAAAGAAAAAAAAAGAAAAAUAUUGGAAGAAACAAAUAGUAUAAACGAAAGUAAGUUAGAUAAAAAAAAAGAAGAAGAAAUAAAAAGUAUUAAUAAUGAAAAUAAUUUUUUUAUACAUUUUAAAAAAGAAAAUGCCUUUGAAAAAUAUUUACAUAAUUAUAAAUAUAUUUAUAAAAAAAUUAAUAUUGAUGCAAUAAGAAAUACCGAGUUUCUUAAUUUAUUUAAAGAAUUAAUAAACUAUAGAAUACUUUUAGAAUUUUAUAAAAAAAAAAAAAUGAUAUAUAUAAACAAUAAUGAAAUAAUAGAUGAUGAGAAUAUUUUAAUUCAAAAUAUCAAACAUUUUAAUGACUAUAAGUAUCACUUUGAAAAUGAAAUAAAUUAUAAUAAUAAAUUAAAGGAAGUAAUAUAUUUUUUUAUACCUAUGAAUGUAACUAAAUUUUUAUUAAGAAUAACAAAAAAAGACAAGAAUCAUUAUUAUAGUUAUUUUAUUAUAUCAUACAUGUACUAUUGUAUGGAAAUAUAUAAAUGUAUAUCAUUAUUUAUUUUGUCUAUUGAUUCUUUUAUAAACAUACCAAAGGGAAUAAAUAAAAUAAAGUUGCUUAAAAGUAUAAGAUUAGAUCUAUCGGGUUAUUUUUAUAAUUUAAUUUCUUCUUACCAUAUGUUCGAUAUCUCUUAUAUAAACAAAAAUAUAUUAAACAAUAUUCAAGAGAAUGUGUUGAAUAAAGAUAAAAAUAAUAAAAAAAAUAUAUCUUCAUAUAAAAAAAAUGGAGAAUAUGAAUAUACUGAUAAUGAUUCAGAUGAUUACAUUUUUAAUAUUAACAUAAAUGAUAAGGUAAUGGAAUUAACAGAUAAUAAUAGAAAAGAAGAUGAUAAUAUAUUAAGUUUACAUUAUUUUUUAAAUAAUGUUAGCAUAGAUAAAGAUAAUUUACAUAUAUUCUAUUUUAUUCUUGUUAAAAAUUAUAUUAAUUUAUUCGAUGAAUGUGAAUUGAAAAAAAAAUUAUUGAAUGAAUUAUAUAAUAGGAAAAAGAUUAUUGAAAUAAAAGAUUUUUCUUUAUUUUAUAAUAUUAACGAAAAUAUAUAUAAAAUAUUUAUGAAAAUAUUGGUUAAAAAUUGUUAUUUUACUGUUGAAAAUUUUAAUUUUUUGGAUAAUUUAUUUUUUAUUUUUAUUUAUUACAGAAAAAAGUUUACUGAAGGAGAUGAAAAAAGCAGAAAGUGUUAUGAAAAAUAUUAUUAUUACAUAGAAAUAUUUUUAUGUAAAUUAUUAAAAAAAACAAACUAUUUUGAUUCAAAAAAUUUUGAUGAUUUAAAUUUAUUUUUUAAUUAUUUAAGGAAGAUAUAUAAUUUAAGAGAAUUUAUUAUUUUUUUGUCUUUAUUUUAUAGAAUUUUUAAUUUAUGUAAAAACAAAUUAAAAUUCUUAGAAAAUCUAAAUACAAAAGAAAGAAAUAAAAAUAUGUAUAACUGUGAGUCAUCUGUGUUUUUAAAUUUUAUAAUUGAAUUUUUUUUUACAAAUAAUUUAAAUAGUCUACUAAAUGGAGUACCAAUGCUAAAAGUUAUCAAAGAUAACAAAGAAGAAAAACAUGUAAAAAAUACUAUUGAUGAUACAUUCAAUUAUACUGUAGAUGAUGUUGUAAAAGUAUAUAUAAAUUAUAUAAAUUUUAUUAAAUAUACAUUAUUAAUUAAUCCAUAUAUUUAUUAUAAUUUUAAAGAAAAAUUAAAAAAAAAGAAGAAUAUAGAAGAAUUAUUUUAUUCUUUUACAAAAAAAAAAGAAUUGAUACUAAAUGUAGAAUAUAAUUUCAUUGAUAAUAAAAGUGAUAAUAAUACGAACAUUUGUAAUAGUUUAGAUAAUAAUAAUAUUAAAGAAAAUAAAAAAAAUUCAUUAAAUUUAGUAAAUGAGAAACAUAUAGCAUGUUAUAAUGAAAUAAAACAACAAAAUAGAGCAUUUAGUACCUUUUUAAAAUUUCAAAAAAAUUUAAAAUUAUUUUUAAAGGCGAUUAAAAAUAUUAAAAGUAAAAAGAAACUAUCCAAAUAUCAUUUGAAUAUGGAUAAAACAUUUAUUAAGAGAAAUAAAAUAAUUUUUUUUACAGAUUUUUUAAUAUAUCAGAAGGAUAUACAUAUAAAAAAUAAUAUGAAUGAAAAUUUUUUUAAAAAUAUAUUAAAUAAAAGCAAAAAUAUUUUGAGUAUUUUUUUUAAUGAUGAUAUUACUUAUAACUUUAUAAUUAGAAAUGAAGAGGAAUUAUAUUACAGUAUGUGUAAUAUUAUAUGUGUUUUAUACAAUUAUUAUUUCCUUAUUUACAUAUAUAUAAGUGAAAAUAAUAAUGUUAAUAUAAAUAUUUUAUUAUUUUUAAUAAACAAAAUUAACGAAAUUUUAAAAUUAUAUUUGUACAUUUCUUCUGAUAUAAAUAAGAAUUUUAGUUUAUUUCUAAAACGAACAGGAAGAUAUGAAGACAUAGAAAAUAUAACAUUGUACAAUAUUGAUUUACAAAAACGUGGUUUUUAUUCAAAUAAUUUUUUUUUAAAAAUUAACAAUUUAAAAAAAAAAAAUUUUAUAUUAUUCAUCAAUAUAUUAAAAAAGGGAUUAUUUAAGAAAUUGUUACAAUAUUUAGAGACAAUAUAUAUAACAAAUAAGCAUAUAUAUGAAGAUUUUUAUUAUUUAAAUUUAUGUUUUAUUAAUACAAAUGCAAAUAUUAUAAGUUUAAAAAAAAAAAAACAUAUAAAAUUAAUAAUUCGAAAUUUAAUUUUUAUGGAAGAAAUAAUUUUAAGACAAGAUGAUGAUAAAAAUAAUACAUUUUUUAAAAAAAAAGUAUCUUUUAUGAUUUUGUUUUUAUUAAAAAAAUUAGAAAAGAAGGAUUUUUUUAUAAAUAAGUUAGUUAACAAUUAUUGUAAUAAUAAGAAUAUUAUAGAUAACACAAAAAGAAAUAAUAUGUGCGUUAGUAAAAAUAUAAAUUUUUUUUUACAACAAAUCAUUUAUUUUUUUAUUUAUUAUAUAGUUAAUGAAAACUCCCAAAUUAAUUCGAAAAUUUUUAAAAGUGUACCACAUUUAAUUAAAAUAAUAAUGGAAAAUAAAUUUAUAGAUAUACAAACAUUUAAUAUUUGCAACGAAUUAUGCAAAUUAUUCAUAAGUAAGUGUUAUAAUAACUAUUCAAUAAAUGAUGAUAUAAUAAAAAAAAUAUUGAUACAAGAAUUAAAUAUAAACAAUAAUAUUUCGAUGUGUAAUAAAAUUAAAAAUAACCAAAUAAAUUUACUAAAUGAUAAAGUAGUAGAAAGAAAUUUAAAAGUAUUCAUUAUUUAUAAUUAUAUCAAAUUCUUUGAUAUAGAAGAAUUUAAAAGGAAAAAUAUAAAUAUGAACAAAGAAAAUGUUAUUAUUAUGAAUCUUAUUUAUCUGAUAAAAAAUAAUAAUUCAUCAUUCUUAAAAGAAAAUUCUUUAAAUUUUUUAGAUAAUUUACAAUAUGAAAAGAUAUUUAAUUUAAGUAAAAAAAGUUUUUCUAAUGUUAUUGCAAAAAAGUAUUUAAAAAAAAUUACUUAUGCUUAUGAAAACGUUCAUGAAAAAAAUAAAAUAAGUUUUCUUCUAUUAAAUACAAAACAGUUAAAUAAUAAAAAUUGUUUAUAUAUAGCUUUAUGUAUUUUAUUUUUUUUAGAGAAAAUUCUUAAUAAAAAAAAAAGAGCAUUUCUUUUUAAGAGGUAUAAUAAAUCAGUUAUAAGGAGAAUAUGUAAAAUAAUUUUUUUUUAUUUUUAUGACAAUUUUUAUAAAAAUGAUAUACAUAAUGAGCUUAUUGUAAAAGCAUAUGGAAAAAUAAUUAAUUUUACUUUUAAACGAAUUUUUAAAAAAUUAAAAGGAAAAAAAACAACACAAAAUGAAUGUCCAAUAAAAAACAAUAAAGAAAUUGAUAAUUCUGAACAAAAAAAAACUGAAUUUAUGAAAAAUCAUUAUCAUGAGAGUAUUAAUAAUGAUAAUACUAUCGAUGGUACGAAUUAUAAUAACAGUUACAUUAAUGUUAACAAUAAAAAUAAUUGUAAUAUCAAUGUUAAUAAUAAUUUUCAUAUAGAUAAUAAUAAUAUACAUAAUGACAAUUUAAAAUAUAAUAAAAAUUAUAUAAAUUUUAUAUCAAAAAAAAAAAAUGAUUAUGAUAUAUUACUAGUAUUAUUAAUAAAUUUGUUAAACAAAAAUAAAAAAAAGUUUAAAAUAGAAAAAUUAAUAGAAAAAUAUUUUUACUCAUUAUUAAUUCAUAUAUCAUUUAUAAAUAAUAGAAAGAAAAUAUAUAAUUUCCAUUAUGGAAAUAUUAUGAAAAAGUAUAUUAAUAUGACUAAUGAAUUUUAUUUUAACAGUUUAGAAAAAUAUAAAAAAACAUAUAUAUUAUUUGAUUUAUAUUUUUCAUUAUUUAAAUAUAUGAAAUUAAGAAAUUUAAAUAUUUUAAAUAUGAUUGAAAUUUUUUUUAAAGAUAUUUAUAUAGAAGAAAUUAUCAUAUCACAAAUAGAGGAAUAUAAAAGAAGAAAAAAAAAAAAUGAAAAGAAAUUAAUUUUUAUAUUGAAAGUAAUAAAAAUUUUUUAUGAGGAAUGGUAUAGUUUAUCUAAAAAUAAAAUUACAAGACAAGUAAUAUAUUUAAAGAUGUUAAAUAAAAAAUUAUUUAGUGAAUUAAAAAAAAUGUAUAGUUAUACCAUAACAACUAUUAAUAUUCAUAUAAGAAAUAUAUUUUUUGUAGAUUUAUUUAAUUAUCUUAAAUCUAUUACUAUGAAUAGUAUAUUAGAUAAUAAAUUAAUUGAUGAGAUUUUAAAAUUUAAAGAGUUUAAUUUGAAUCAUGAUAAUGAUUACAAUUGGUUAAAUAUGAACACUAACAUGAUAAAUAAAACGUGUUUAUAUUUUUAUACAAAUGAGAAUAUACUAAAAAAAAUAGAAAAUAGUGAAAAUGAUUUUUUAUUUUUUAUGAAUAUGAAUAACUCAAGAAAAAACGAGAAUUUAAUUAAUAAUAUAGAAAAUUACAAUGAUAAUGAAAAUGGAAAUAUAAAAAAUAAAUUUAGCGAAAACAUGAACAAAUUAGAUAACAAUAAAAAUAAUUACUAUUAUAAGAAUUAUACAAAUAAUAAUUUUUUAGGCGAAAAUGAAAAAGAAUCAUUUAAGUAUAAUGAUAACAUAAAUAAUGGUGAAUUAGAAAAAAAAGAAAUAUUUUUAAAAAAUAGUAGUAAAAGCUUUUAUUGUAUAUUAAGCCAAAAUGAAUUUACAAAAAAUGAAACUUAUUUUUUAACAUACAAAAAUAAAUUUAAAGAAAAUGUAUAUGAUUAUUUGUUUUUGCUUUGUAUAAUUGUUAGUAAAUUAAUAUUUUGUUUUAUAUUAAUGGCAGAAAAAUUAAGAAUAUUUUUUUAUCAUUUUAGAAUUUUAUAUACUUAUAAUAAUGAAAAAAUGUUUUUAAAUUUUGAUUUAUUAAGAAUGCAAGAAAUCAAUAGAAAAAUAAAAAAUUACAUAAAGAAAUAUCCAGACAUUUAUUUUUAUAUAGAUUAUGAUAAUAAUAUUGAAGAAAAAAGAGUUAAUAAUGACAAUUCAUUUUUUUAUAAUAACGAAAAUAUUUUAGAUAAAAACUAUAGUAUUAUGGAAUCAAGUAAUAAUUUAAAUGUUAAUACUUGUUAUAUUAAAAAUAAAAAAAUUAUAAAUUACGAUGAAGAGAAAGAGCAUUUUAAUCAUUUGAAAAAAAAUGAAAAUAAUGAAAAUUGUAAAUUUUGUAUAAAAUUUAAACAGGUGCAUAACAUUAAUAAAUCAAAAAGAAUUUUAAAUUUAUUUGAAAAGGAAGAAAAAAUAAAUAUUAAAAAUAUGAUAUAUUAUGGAAAAACAGUUAGAACUAAUAUAUUUUUAUUAUGCCCAUAUGAAAAUAAUUUAUAUGAAAACUGUAAUACUUUUAUUGAUGAUGAGGAAAAUAUAAAUAAUAAGGAACAUAAUUUUGUAGAUAAUGAAUGUAAUAAUAUUAAUGAUAUUGUUUUAAAUACUACUACUACUACUACUAAUAAUAAUAAUAAUAAUAAUAGUAACAGUGUUGUUAAUGGUGAUUUUACCAAUAAUUCAAAUAAAAAUAAUUAUAAAAAUUUAAAUAAAAAUGAAAAAGUAAUAAAUAAAAUAAAUUCAUAUUGCAUAGUUAGUAAUAACGAAUUAUUAUAUGGAAAGAAAACAAAAGAAAAUCAUUUUAUGAAAAAUUAUAAAAAAAUAAUAGAUAAAUAUUUUUUAAAUGAUAUUGAUUUCUUUGGAAAAUGGAUAAAAUGUUUUUCUAUGAAUGCAUUAAAAAUAUUGAUAUUUUGUUUAAGUAGCAAUGAUUUAAUUGUAAGAAUGAUUAGUAUCAAAGGUCUAUCUAUUUUUUUUCAAUUAUUAGAAAAUUCUUUUUUACUAUAUAAAAUUAGAAAGAAAUUAAGUUCCUUUAAUAGAAACAGUACAGAAAAUGAAAACAAAGAAAAAAGUACAUUUUUAAAAAAAAACAACAACAAAAAAAAAAAAUUAAUAAUUCCUUUUAAAGAAUUAUUUUUUUUAUAUUUUUUUAUGAAAAAACUAAAAUACUCGGUAGAUCCUAAUUCAUAUUAUAUUAACCCAUGCGUAGCUUCUUAUUCUUUUUUUUUUAUAAAUGAAUUAUACAAAAAAUCAAGCAUUAUUACCACUUUAAAAAAUAUGAUUAAAAAUAAAGUUUUUUCAAUUCAUUUUUUUCAUUCAUAUUUAAAUAAUUUAUUUAAUAGUAAUAACUAUAUUUCAUUAAAUAUAAUUAACUUUUUUAUUAUUUCUAAUCAAGCUCUUUUUUCUACCAGUAAUAAAUUAAAAAAUUGUGAUGAGGAAAAUGAAGAAAACAAUAGGAGUUAUGCUGAAAAUGAUGAGAACACUUUUCAUUAUGAGAAAAAUAAUAAUUCAAAAAAAGAAGAAUGUAAUAUAAAUUAUUCAAAGCAAACAAGCAAUGUUGUUAGUAAAAGUUUUUAUGCAACCUCUCACUUUAGUAACAGAAUGAUUCAUGAUUUUGAUAAUGAUGAUAAUUUAGAAGAAAUAAAUGAUGAAAAUACGAUAAUUAAAAAAGAUAAUGAAAUUAUAGAUAAAUUACUAUAUAUUAAUAGUAAUUAUAAAAAUGCAAUAAAAAUGAUUUACAAUAUUUUAAAUAAAAAUAGCAUUUUUGAAAUUUAUUUAUCUGUAUUUUUUAAUAAUUAUAUAAAUCAUAAUUUAUUAAAAAAAUUUCUAAUAUUACUCAUUACUUCAAGCAAUAUUCUGAAUAUACAAGAUAUAGAAUGUGAUGAUAAUAAUGUAAUUAAUUAUUUCAAAAGUAAUAAUAAUAACAAUAAUGAUUUUAAAAUACUUGAUAAUGAUAACAAUUAUUUUAAUAAUCAUGAUUUUACAAAUUGUAAUAAUGAUAAUUAUUAUGAAAAGAAUGAUAAUUAUUAUGAAAAGAAUGAUAAUUAUUAUUAUGAAAAGAAUGAAAAUAAUUUUAGUAAUAAUGAUAUGUUUAAUUAUGAUAACAAAAAUGUAAGCAAUUUCAAUAGUUAUAAUAACAUAAAUAAUGAUGAUAGUUAUAUAGACUAUUAUUUUAAAAACAACUUAAUUCUUAAAUUAAUAACAAAAAAUAAUAUUUUAUUGUGGUUAGAUUCUAUCAUGCAUCAAAAACUGUUUCUUGAAGAAAUGACAAUCCAAUAUCCCACAUCUUUUAUAUUUCCAAUUUUAAAUUUUUAUGAUUUAAUAAAUAUAAAUGAAAAAUAUUAUAUGAAUUAUAUUUGUAGUAAUAUAAAAUGUUUAGAAGAUAAACAAAGGUAUUUGUGUUGUUUAAAAAAUGAGGAUAAUUCUAAUUCAAAUAUUAUAAAUUUUUAUUCAAAUAAAGAAAUUUAUGAAAAUUUUAAGGGAAACAAACAGGCAGUUAAAGUAAAAGACACUUUUAUAAAUUCUACUUUAAAUGAAGAUGAUGGAAAAAAAAAUGAAAAUAAAUGGAAAAUUAUUUCUUUAAAUAAUAAUAACAUAAAAAAUGAGAUAUUAAAAAAAGAGGAAGAUGCUAUUUUUAAUAAAAAUAGUAACUAUAUAACAGCUAGUGAAUAUUUAGAAAAAAUAAUAAAGAAAAAGUAUAUAAUUGGAUACAGUUUUAAAGAAAGUUAUGAGAAGAUAUCAGAAUUAUUUUUUUAUUUAUCUUUAUUUAUAAAUAACAUUGUAACUAAUUUGUUUUAUUCAUGUUUAGAUUACUCGAAUAUUUUUAAUAACAUGUUAUUAAGUAGAGAAAAAAAAAUAAUUAAACAUUUUAUAUUAAAAAAUGCAUAUAAAAUAAUACAUAAAGUAGAUAACAAAUUCGAAAUAUGGAAUUACUGGUAUAAUAUUUUUCAUAAAUCAAUUUCUUUUAAAAUUAGAAAUUUUCUUUUUAUUGAUAAUGAAGGGAAAUUGAAAAAUACAAGCUUAAAUAUAUUUCCUCAUUUAAUUAAAAUUAUAAGGAAUUUAAUUAGGAGCUUAUAUUAUAUUUUUUUUAAUUUAUUUCAUAAAGAAUAUUUUACGCUGUUUAUUCAUUCAAAAAAAAAUAAAAAAUCAAUUUCUAAAAAAAUUUGUAAUAUGAAGAAUUACCAUGUAAAUAAUUUAAAAAUAUGUAAAACAUUUUUGAAAUAUAUUUAUUUAAUAUUUAAUAUUUUAUUUAACAUAUGUACAAAUUUAUUUGAUAAAAACGAGUCAAAUAGUAAUUUAUUUAACAACUUUAUUUCGACAAAAGUAGUUGUAGAAAAUUUUUUUAUUAAUGAAGAUAUAAGUUUAAUUAUUAAUGAAAUUAUAGUUUUUUUUGAAAAUGUUGUAGUAAUUUAUAAUUAUUUGAAUUUACGAUUCUUAAAAAUCUCAAAAAAAGUUGAUACUAAAUAUGAAAUUGAUAAGUUAAAAAAGGAAGAAAAAAAAAAAAAUAAAAAUAAAAAUAAAAAUACAAAAGAAAGGAAAAAGGAAAAAUCAAUUAAAACUUUUCAUAUAGAUGAUCAUAAAAACUUAUUAAAAGAAACUUUUAAUAAAUCACCAAAUUUUUCAAAUUAUUAUUUGUAUAAAAAAAUUAUAUUAUUCACCUUAAGUAUGAUACAUAAAAACUGUUAUAAAAAUAGCAAAUAUUUCCAUUAUAUAUUUUUAAAUAAAUUAAUAACAAUAUAUCAUUUCUUAAAACCAAAUUAUAUAACAAAAGUUUAUUUAUAUAUAUAUGAAACAUUUAACAUAAUAAAAAAAGACAAAUUUGAAGCUUUGUUAAAACAAAUUUUAUAA
Molecule: messenger RNA, 11358 nt
Organism: Plasmodium gallinaceum
Lineage: Eukaryota; Apicomplexa; Aconoidasida; Haemosporida; Plasmodiidae
Product: conserved Plasmodium protein, unknown function
Exons: 1
Coding region: 1-11358 (3785 amino acids)
Cellular component (GO): eukaryotic translation initiation factor 4F complex
Molecular function (GO): translation initiation factor activity; mRNA binding
Source: RefSeq, a predicted model, not a curated record